Ectocarpus sp. CCAP 1310/34 is the source of this 2893-nucleotide messenger RNA. NCBI's taxonomy places the organism in Eukaryota, Phaeophyceae, Ectocarpales, Ectocarpaceae. The record is from the annotation of a GenBank genome assembly.
AUGGAGGGUAACGAGUUGGGCUUCGCUGGCACGGUGCUGCAGCUUGUAGUUGACGUCGACCGUGCUAGAGCGGAGCGCGGGGAGGAGACCCAGGGAGGAGCCCGGGUGUCGCUGUUCAGCCUGUUCGGGCUCGAGAAGCAGAAGAAGCGCAAGCGCAAGCUGGUGGCCAUCCUGUGGUGCGAUCACGGCCUCGCCGACGCGUCAGCCCAGGUGGUGCUGAGCGUCUUCCGCGACCACAUGGAGACCCGGCACGCGUGGGUGGAGAACAAGAGGGACGCAAGGGUCAGGGCAGACCUCCUGUGCACCGUACAGCCCGGCAACAUGACGAUGCAGCUUACCCUNGAAGCACCAUCACCAACCCUUACCGGCGGGGGAUAGGCAGGACCGGCAGGCGGUGAGGGCUAGCGCGAUUGCAAACCUCGCGGGCAGCAUGGGGAACGGUGGCAGCGGCGGCGGCGGAGGCGGAGGGGGCGUCGUCGAGCAGCCGGCGUCCUUGCCGCGGCUUUUGUCGUGGGCAUCAGGAGGAGGAGAAUAGGCGGAGGAGAAGGAAGGGAAUAUCCACCAGACUUGAUGAUUAUGACAAGUCUGUGGUGCAAGAGGCCAGCCCCCUGCCGUUUCGUACUCGUGGUGUUGGCACUCUAGGCCCGCGAAGGUGGUGGACUGAUCCGCCGUCGAUUCGAUUCGUUCAUCUUUUUGCUUGUUGUUGUUGUCGGUGGGGUCAAGGGUCAUUUGUGCUGCAGCAGCGAUUUAGCGGAAACAGCAAUGACAGCGGAAGAGGAAUUGCUUUGAAGCAUGCACGCCCUUGGAUGGAUGUGAAGAAACUCUUAACGUCGCCGAGCUACGGUGCUCCCGACUUUUUCUGGUUGCGAGAAGCCAGUCGCGACCAAUUUUCUUUCUCUUUUCUGCGGCCUCUGUGCGUACGGCAGUGGACUGUUGAAAAAAUGGAAACAAGUAUUUUGUCUGUCGUCCCUAGGCUGCGCACCCGAACUAAUGUGCCGCCUUUGCUGCUGCUGCUGGAUCAUUCCCCUUGUGUUCAAUAGAACUCGCGGACAGCUGUUGGGUCAUGUAGGACAGGGCAGGGAGCAGCCACCAGCUGCUCGUCAGUAGCGGAGACGAGUACACUGCGUGCUGCCUGCUUAACAGUACCGGCGUUUUUUAUUUUGGGUCGUUUUUUUUGUGUAGAGUAUUUUUUGUCGCUCUUCGACUUGGUUCUUGAUUAGUGCCGUUCUUCUUUUGGGCUCUCUGUGCUUUAUGCUGCUGCUGCUGCAGCUGCUCGCUGCUAACCGCUUCAGUGCUGUGCGUGUUGCUGUUGGUGCGAUGAGUUUCUUACGUACGUACGAAAGCGAACAAGCAAGUCAAGAGACUGUGCUGUUUUUUUUCGAUUGAUUGGUGGCUUGGAUUGGUUUCACGGGACACGUUUGCACGUACACCAUCGAUAUGGUAUGUGGCUUGUCAAUGUUGUAGACGAGAGCUGAAAAUACUGCUGUACGACUCGGGCGAUGCGCAGGAAAACGCAGGGUUGUACGGCGCCACAGGCCGAAGGGCCAGUACGUGCGGAAAAUAUGGUUUGAUUCCGUUAUUGGGCGUUGCCAAAUGUGAUGUUGAAGUUACCAAAGGUCGGUUCCUUGCUAUGUGUUUUUUGGGCUGUGCUCUGCACGGCCAAUUUAUCGGGGAUAAUGUUUCCUUACUCCCUUCCCCCCCCCUUCCCUAAUGCACCGCAUUAUCCGGGUCCCCCUGUCCCAUCUCCUUUUGUUCAUGUGUAGCCUGUUGCGCUGCUGUGCUGCCGCCCUGGAUGAUUGUUGCGUGGCGUUCCUUGACUGGCUUGUUGGUUUCCGCUGGUUUGUCCUCACAAGUGCCAUGGAGGCAGGUGGACGGUGGUGAAUGAUGGGCGUCACACGCGUUUCAUGAGAAUAAUGUUUUGGUGUGUGUUGGGGGGGAGUAGCAGAGCGCACACAAAACAGUCCCUCUUCACCAUCGACACCAGUAACUGCUUUUUUCUUUUUUUUUGUCCAUUGCUGAAAAGUCAUUCCGGAGACUAACCGAGAAUAAGAGGCAGUGUCGUGGUCAUUUUGUCACUUUCUCGUGGUUGGCACUGCGUGUUUGUGGCUUCAUUUCCAUGAACAUCAAUUUUUGAGGGAGGGUCUCCCCCCGCCACUCCACCCUGCUCGUACCCUUUGUUUCGUUUGCGGUUUGGUGUGCUUGUAGGCGUUUAAAAUAGGCUAUAUUUUGUAGACUACAUUUGAAUUAUAGCGUGACUUUCAUUUGUUUUCCUGAAUUGUCCCGCUCCGUACCUCGCGAUGUCGUCUCUGGAAAGAGUAGCAAGCUUCGUGUCAACUACGAUUGUGUAUAUUGGCGAACAGGAACGAGUACGCAGGAGUGAUGGCCCGUUUUUGCCGAAUUAAACCACGCUCGCUUUGUUUAUUUAUUUAUUUUUAUGGUCGUGUGAGACGAGAGGUGCGGGACGUGGCAUAUUUCCUGCUAUCGUCCAGUUUUGAUUCUUUUUGGGUGCAGUAGCAGUACAAUGGUGGUAGACUCGAGGUCAGGCAGUUUUUAGCGAGCUCGACCGCGUUUGAGAGUGGGUGCCAAAAGAAAUUCGUGUUUUUUUUGGGUGUUUCAUGUAUGGGUGCGCGUGGAAUUUUGGUGUGCUCGUUUUUUUGCCCUUUGACAGGCUUGUUUGUUUGCCUAUAUCCUCAAGGUGAUUGUAUUCUAAGAAAGGCCGCCUCUGUAUGCAAAACUUGUAAUCUUUCGUGAGGUUUGCAGACUGUCUUUGCUCACCAGAGAAAGCUAUCGCAUGUCUGUACGUAUGUGCUUGCUCAGUCGACCAUUGACUUCGUAUCAACAGGAAGCGUUAUUUCGUUUAAUAUACUUCCGAUCCACGGAAUGCCCAACCACU